Messenger RNA from Eucalyptus grandis, 2931 nucleotides. Its product is annotated as cysteine-rich receptor-like protein kinase 42. Gene Ontology annotation, biological process: protein phosphorylation. NCBI's taxonomy places the organism in Eukaryota, Viridiplantae, Streptophyta, Magnoliopsida, Myrtales, Myrtaceae. The record is from RefSeq and is a predicted model, not a curated record. The transcript has 6 exons. Gene Ontology annotation, molecular function: ATP binding; protein kinase activity. Bases 579 to 2567 code for a protein of 662 amino acids.
AAACACUGCAUGCUUCCUACAGGAGAGAGAGAGAGAGUGAACUGUCAUCAAACAUGUCAUCAAGCAUGUCCUCUGCGGCAGCUCCUGGGACCUGGCGUCGCCCAUGGCACCUUCCGAAAGCAUAAAGAAAGCAGAGGGGUUGACGAUGAUGAGAUCCGAGGCCCCAAAAGUCAAGCACCAGUCUGUCGCUUGGGGCCUCGCCUUUCCAUCGCCAUCAUUCUCUCUCUCUCUCUCUCUCUCUCUCUCUCUGUGAUCAGCAAAGAUUUCAACCCAGUUGGGUCAGUCAUCAUGACGCGGCAAACCUCCUUUCAAAAGCACACCGCAGGCUCGUAGGACUUCUGAAUCGAGCUGCAACGCCUUUUCUCUCUCCAAACAGUAGAACCCACCAAGGCAAAUUAGUCGCUCCACCGAAGAAAAAAAAGGAGGAAGAAGAAGGAAGAAGAAAGGAGGACAGAAUUGCGUUGUGCAGCUGGUUUGCGGCUUACGCGAUCUUUCCCUUUUUUGUUCUUCUUCUUCUCUUUGAAGAGAACUGAGAAGGGAAAGAUUUCAUAACCGAGCCUUUCUCAAGCAGAGAGUCCAUGGAGUCGAACGGAGCGAGCCCAUCAAUGCGUUCCCCGGUGGCGGUCUCCGCUUACUUCGCUCUCCCUCUGCUCGCGCUCUCCUCGCUCUUCUUCCCUCUCACCGCCUCCGACCCUCGGAUCGCCGUAGCGGGCCUCCUCUGCGGGAAGACCAAUGGGACCGCCAUCCCGACGUUCACCGCCGUCAUGAGGGAGAUCUUGGAUAGCGUAACCGACGGGCGCUGGGGCAACUACUCCCUCGCCUCGCCGCCGACGGCGGUAUACGGCCUCGCCCAGUGCCACGGCGACCUGAUCGAGACCGACUGCCUCCUCUGCUUCGCCGAGAGCCGGACCCGGAUCCCCCGGUGCCUCCCCAGCUUCGGCCGGCUCUACCUCGACGGCUGCUUCCUCCGUUACGACGGCUACGACUUCUACAACGAGACCGUGGAUCCGACGCACGACAUGCUCAACUGUAGCUCCAAUUCGACAGUCCCGGCGGAGAGAGCGGCCGAGUUCUCGAAAAGGGUGGACCAGGUGCUGAGGAAUGUCUCAGCCAGCGCGGUGCAGAACGGGGGCUUCGCAGUGGCCGGGGAGGACGGAGCUAAAGGAGCCACCGGGGUAUAUGCUUUGGCCCAGUGUUGGAGCACGCUCGAUGCCGGCGGCUGCAGAGUCUGUCUGGAGAAUGCGGUAUCGAAGGCGAGAAACUGCACGCCCGCAGGAGAAGCGCGGGCCAUGAAUGCGGGAUGCUUCCUCCGUUACUCCACCACGAAGUUCUACAGCGUCCCCGUCAGCGGAGGGCCGUCCAGGGUCCGCAUCACUGUAGCGAUAGCCUCAUCGGCUGCUGCGGCGAUUUCUCUCGUUCUCAUCGGCACAUACAUUGGAUACAAAAAGUACUCCAAGGAGAAACUAGUGCGGCAUAGCCUCAUGAGACUACCGGCAAGCGUCAGAAAGUCUAGCUUGUAUUUCAAGUACGAGACGCUGGAGAAGGCCACCGACUUCUUCCAUGACUCGAGGAAGCUAGGGCAAGGGGGGGCCGGUUCCGUGUACAAGGGGAUACUACCUGACGGGAAGGUGGUCGCAGUGAAGCGGCUGGUGUUCAACACGCGCCAGUGGGUGGAUGACUUCUUCAACGAGGUGAACCUGAUCAACGGGAUCCAACACAAAAACCUCGUCCGGCUUUUGGGAUGCAGCAUCGAGGGCCCGGAGAGCCUCCUUGUCUACGAAUAUAUUCCUAACAGGAGUCUGGAUCAAGUUCUUUUCGUAAACGAUGCAACCCAUGUCCUGACUUGGGAGGAGAGGCUGCGCAUCAUCACAGGAACAGCCGAGGGCCUUGCGUAUCUUCACGGGGGCUGCGGAGUGAAGAUCAUCCACCGUGACAUAAAAUCCAGCAACAUCCUCCUCGACGAGAAUCUAAUGGCGAAAAUUGCGGAUUUUGGGCUCGCCCGAUGCAUUGCUCCGGAUAAGUCUCACCUCAGCACGGGAAUCGCCGGCACACUUGGUUACAUGGCGCCCGAAUAUCUUGUGAGAGGACAGCUAACGGAGAAAGCCGAUGUUUAUGCUUUCGGGGUGCUGGUUCUUGAAAUCUUGAGCGGUAGGAAGAGCAGCAUAUUCGCACAGGGGUCAGACUCGGUAUUACAGUCGGUAUGGAAGCAUUACAAGUCGAACAAUUUAGCCGCAUGCGUCGAUCCGGCCCUACGAGGCAAAUUCCCCGUCCAGGAGGCGUCGGACGUGCUCCAGAUCAGCCUCCUGUGCACGCAAGCCUCCAUGGAACUGCGACCGACCAUGUCCGGGGUUGUCGAGAUGCUCCGCAAAAGGGACCAUGCCGUCCCAGAGCCAAAGCAGCCCCCGUUCCUCAACGCCAGCGUGCUGUCCGACGAGUCCAGCACCAGAAGCUCAUACACGCACACAUGGCUGUCGAACCAGCUCAUGGUGUCCGAGGUCUCUUCCAGCAUGACGGGGAGCCCGCGGACGAACAGCCGCUACGCGGUCAAAGCAUCCGAGCUUAGAUAGAAUCGGGUUUAGCUCUUUGUACAGGCACGUGGUGAAAAUCCAUUCUUCAUUCUACGACCACCCAACGUUGUCGCAUUCGAUUCAUUGUUGUUGGAAGCACUUUAAAUUGCCAAGAAUGUCUUCGGCUUUCUCCGGUCGUAGUUGCAGACCACCUUUUUGCGCAUAGAAAAAGCACGUUGCAGAAUUCCUCGUUUCAAACUUUGCUGCGUUGACCCUUUUUCGAAUUGGGAUCUUCCUUCCUUCCCAGUAAGUCCAAACGCUUGCAGACGAUGGGCCCCGUGGAAAAAUGUUCGAUCAGCGACCUUUCAGACCAGUACAGAGUUUGACCAAAAAAAAAAAAAGGACCAGUACAGAGACAGAGAUG